AUGUCUACUGACAAGAUUACUUUCCUCACCAACUGGCACGCGACGCCCUACCAUGCUCCUUUGUAUCUUGCUCAGAGCAAGGGUUUCUUCAAAGAGGAAGGCUUGAAGGUUGCUCUGCUGGAACCCAACGACCCCUCCGAUGUCACCGAGAUUAUCGGCAGUGGCAAGGUCGACAUGGGAUUCAAAGCAAUGAUCCAUACCCUCGCUGCUAAAGCUCGGAACUUCCCAGUGACCUCGAUUGGCUCCCUCCUUGAUGAGCCCUUCACUGGUGUUGUGUACCUUAAGGACAGCGGAAUCACCGAGGACUUCCGCUCCCUGAAGGGAAAGAAAAUCGGCUACGUUGGGGAGUUUGGAAAGAUCCAAAUCGACGAGCUCACCAAGUACUACGGCAUGACCGCUGACGAUUACACUGCUGUUCGUUGCGGUAUGAAUGUCACAAAGGCCAUAAUCCGCGGCGAUAUCGAUGCCGGCAUCGGCCUCGAGAACGUGCAGAUGGUCGAGUUGGCCGAAUGGCUGGUGUCUCAGAACAGACCCCGCGAUGACGUCCAGAUGCUCCGUAUUGAUCAGCUCGCCGAACUGGGUUGUUGCUGCUUCUGCUCCAUUCUUUACAUCGCCAACGAUGCUUUCCUGGCAGCCAACCCCGAGAAAGUAACGAAGUUCCUGCGAGCUGUGAAGCGUGCCACCGAAUACGUCCUCGCAGAGCCCGCGAAGGCCUACGAGGAGUACAUUGAUGUGAAACCCAUUAUGGGAACACUUGUCAACCGCAAGAUCUUCGAGCGAUCUUUUGCCUACUUCAGUCGUGACCUGAAGAAUGUCUCUCGGGACUGGGCCAAGGUGACCAACUACGGAAAGCGUCUGGGUAUUUUGGAGGCCAACUUCGUGCCUAACUACACCAAUGAGUACCUUUCCUGGAAACUGGAUGGGGACUCCAGUGACCCUCUCGGCGACCAGAAACGCAUGGCUGAGCUGCAGCAACAGGUGGCCGUUGAGGGUGGCUUUAGACGCCUUGAGGUCUCUUCGUCGGCUUAA
This is a messenger RNA of Aspergillus tanneri, 1029 nucleotides long. RefSeq names its product NMT1/THI5 family protein. Lineage: Eukaryota; Fungi; Ascomycota; Eurotiomycetes; Eurotiales; Aspergillaceae. Gene Ontology annotation, biological process: thiamine biosynthetic process. The coding region runs from base 1 to 1029 and encodes 342 amino acids. The record is from RefSeq and is a predicted model, not a curated record. The transcript has 4 exons.